Armigeres subalbatus is the source of this 549-nucleotide messenger RNA. RefSeq lists its product as uncharacterized. The coding region runs from base 1 to 549 and encodes 182 amino acids. NCBI's taxonomy places the organism in Eukaryota, Metazoa, Arthropoda, Insecta, Diptera, Culicidae. The record is from RefSeq and is a predicted model, not a curated record. The transcript is spliced from 2 exons.
AUGCACUGCAAAAAGUGUCUGCUUCCCGUAACAAAAGAUCAGCCAUUCAUAUUCUGCAAUGCGUUGUCACUGGAGCCGAAAUCUGCACUACAUCAAGACGUCGAAGAGUUGAAGGCGAAAGUUGAAACAAUCAUGUCUCUACUCGCUUCAAAUGUGAACUGUUCUGCCAACAUCGUUAUGCAACAUUCAACUCCAAGAACAUCACCGAAAUGUACUAAUACUUCACCAUAUGUACCAAACUCUCGCAUUGAGCCAUUCGUUCCAUAUGAUGCUCCGAAUCGAUCAUUUGAUUGUACGAGCGUGGAAGAGAGCUUCGCAUUAGUACUGACCAACAUCGAUAGCAGUGUUUCGGAAAAAGACAUUCAGGAGAUGGUUUCACGAUGUUUGGGCGCCUGUCACAAAGAAUGUGUGAAUGUUAGAAAACUUGUUCCGCGAUGGGUCGACAGUAAUACACUGGACUAUAUUUCGUUCAAAAUUGUUCGGGACACAAAAUGGAAAUCUGCUGCAAUGAAGUCAACUACAUGGCCAAAAAAUGUUCCGAUAGUUUAA